Messenger RNA from Colletotrichum lupini, 1251 nucleotides. RefSeq lists its product as uncharacterized. The record is from RefSeq and is a predicted model, not a curated record. Gene Ontology annotation, biological process: mitochondrion organization. The transcript has 3 exons. Gene Ontology annotation, cellular component: SAM complex. Bases 1 to 1251 code for a protein of 416 amino acids. NCBI's taxonomy places the organism in Eukaryota, Fungi, Ascomycota, Sordariomycetes, Glomerellales, Glomerellaceae.
AUGCCCCUGUCUCGCCCCGAAUGCGCCGAGAAAAUUGAGGAGGAGGAGGAGCGGGAAACUCACCCCGCCGCCGAGCCCCGUCUACCGGACACCCGACCUCCACAACCCUCGGCUCAAUCUCCCCGCGUCAUACGACGGGAGCUCUCCGUUCCAUCCAAUCCCUCCCAACCACACCCACGCCCGGGACUCCUGCCCGCCCGCCCGCCUUCAUCAUCGACAGCAUCGGCCUCACCGAGAGCAAGCCACCUCCGGCGCCAACGCCGCUGCCGCAAGCCAGCCAUCAUGCCGGACAACACCCCGAGAAGCUGGUUCGCCGUCCCGGCCCCCGUCGCCGCCCUCUUCCGACGCUUCCCCCUCGCCGUCUACCCUGCCAACGACCUACCCCUCCGCAGUCCCUCCCGCGGCGACACGCCGACACUAUACGUCUUCAUCGCGGACGACGAUGCCCCGAGGGGCCGACCGAGCUUCAACCCCUCGUGUCUAAAGUGGCAGACCUUUCUCAGAAUCGCCGGCGUAGACUUCCACAUCGCCCCCUCAACAAACCACGCCUCCCCCUCCGGCGCCCUCCCCUACCUCCUCCCGCCCUCCCCUCUCCGCCCCAUCGCCGGCCCCUCGAAACUCGAAUCCUACGCCCUAGAAAACACAACCCUCAAGAGGCUGCCCGUGCUCUCCUCCUCCUUCUCGACCUCCUCCGCGCCCGACGCGGAGCUCAAGGCCCGCGAACAAGCCUACCAGUCCUUGCUGGACCACCGCCUCCGCGCCGCCUGGCUAUACGCCCUUUACCUCGCCCCCGCCAACGCGGACCUCCUGUCGCGACUCUACGUCGAGCCGGCGUCAAAGAACCCCGUCGUCAGGCUGACGCUCGCGCACCAGGUCCGCGCGGCGGCCGAGGCCGAGGUGUUGAAGGUGACGAGGAGCGCGGUGGUGGAUGCGAAGAGGGUACACGCUGACGCGCGCGCCGCGUUUGAGGCUCUUGCUGCGUUGCUGGGGGAGAACGGCAGCAGUCGAAGUAGUAGUCACUCAGAAAAGGGGGGAGAGGGUGGUGGGGGUGAGUGGUUCUUUGGCUGCGAGGGCCCGACGCUGUUUGACGCGUCUGUCUUCUCGUACACGCAGCUGCUGCUCGACGAGGAGUUUGGGUGGGUGGACGAGUCGCUGUCGGAGAUUCUGCGCGAGUUUCCUGCUCUUGUGAGGCACCACGAGAGGUUGCUGGAGAGGUGCUUUCCUGAUAGCGAGGAGGGGGUCUUGGUAUGA